AUGCCCGCGCUGAAUUCUUUUUUGACUCUAGUCGAGCCGCGCGCGAACACACAACCUCAACACCGAACAACAAAGCACUCCAUGGCCAACAAAACCUGCCUAGCGCGCCUGCGAAAGGAGCUUCGCUCAUUCGACCCGCCGCCCUUCAUUCGCGCCGCACCACUCGAGUCCAACCUCCAGGAGUGGCGCUAUGUGCUGCAGGCGCCAAAGAUUACACAGUGCAACGCGGGCGUAUCAGAAAGCCCUCUUCGUUCGCGCGCCACUGGCUGGCGUUUGCUCUUACCGGGCUCUUCCGCUCCUCCGACCCUCUAG
This is a messenger RNA of Emiliania huxleyi CCMP1516, 312 nucleotides long. RefSeq lists its product as hypothetical. The record is from RefSeq and is a predicted model, not a curated record. The transcript has a single exon. NCBI's taxonomy places the organism in Eukaryota, Haptophyta, Isochrysidales, Noelaerhabdaceae. Bases 1 to 312 code for a protein of 103 amino acids.